Glycine soja is the source of this 2138-nucleotide messenger RNA. Its product is annotated as putative tRNA pseudouridine synthase. Gene Ontology annotation, biological process: tRNA pseudouridine synthesis; mRNA pseudouridine synthesis. NCBI's taxonomy places the organism in Eukaryota, Viridiplantae, Streptophyta, Magnoliopsida, Fabales, Fabaceae. The record is from RefSeq and is a predicted model, not a curated record. The transcript has 8 exons. Gene Ontology annotation, cellular component: nucleus. Gene Ontology annotation, molecular function: pseudouridine synthase activity; RNA binding. Bases 84 to 1565 code for a protein of 493 amino acids.
UUUUAUUCUUAAAAAUCCUUUGACUUGAUUGGGUCCUUGUUGAAUUGUUGGGGGCAUUCUACUCAGAGCUGUGAAGUGCGAAGAUGGCUACAUGGUGUAUGCGAGCCCCACUGUUUCCUUUGCUAAAAAAAGCUCCCUUUAUUACAGGGAAGAGAAGGAGAAGGACAUGGUUCCAUUGUUGCUCUUCUCCGCAGGCAUGGCAACCUUCUCGUAAGAAAAAAGUCGCUAUGCUUGUCGCCUAUGUUGGCACCAAUUACCGAGGUCUCCAAAUGCAGCACGAUGAACAUUCACUCUCAACUAUUGAAAAAGAACUAGAAACUGCCAUAUUCAAGGCUGGUGGGAUUCGUGAAAGUAAUUUUGGGGAUCUGCAGAAGAUUGGAUGGGCUAGAAGCAGCCGGACUGACAAAGGAGUUCACUCUCUUGCUACAAUUAUAUCCUUUAAAAUGGAAAUCCCGGAAAAUGCGUGGAACGGAGACCCUUAUGGCUUUGGCCUUGCAAAUUAUGUUAACUCCUAUCUUCCCUUUGAUAUUAAAGUUAUUAGCAUUUUGCCCUCACAAAGGAGCUUUGAUCCCAGGAAGGAAUGUAUUUUGCGGAAGUAUUCCUACCUCCUCCCUGCUGAAAUUAUUGGUAUUCAAAGCCAUUUCAGCGAUGAAGUUGAUUACCACAUAUCAGAGUUCAAUGAUAUUCUUAAUGUAUUUGAGGGGAUACAUCCUUUCCAUAAUUAUACGGCUAGGUCCAAGUACAGGAAACAAUUUCCUAAUAGGCAGUCAUCAUCAAAGAGUGGCACAUCAGCAAGGGAGGGUUUGUCAUAUGAGUCUGAAUGUGAGUACAGUGACGGGGAAGAAAACUCUGAAACUGAUGAGGCAUAUACAGAAAAUAUAGUGUGCCAAAGCCAGAAGUUUUCAGAAACUCAUCAUUUUGCUGAACCUGUUGUUGGCUCUAGCAAUAAGAAUGGAAAUGGUUUGCAUGACCAAGACUCUAGAUUGGUUGCUCGUGCAAGAUGGUUAUAUGAACCUGAUGAAGCAGACAGAUUAAGUGCUUCCCAUUUCAGAAAAGUUUUUCAGUGUUCCUGUGGAAAACUGGAAACAUCACUGGGAUAUAAUUACAUAGAGAUCUCCAUCCAGGGAGAGUCCUUCAUGUUACAUCAGAUAAGAAAAAUGGUUGGGACAGCUGUGGCAGUAAAACGCAAGGCACUGCCAAAAGAUAUUAUAAAGCUGUCACUGACAAGGUUCUCGCGGAUUAUUCUACCCCUUGCACCUUCAGAAGCUCUGAUAUUAAGGGGAAACAGAUUCUCAAUAAGAACACGACCAGGAAACAUAACAAGGCCUGAGAUGCAGACAAUAGUUAAAUCAGAAGAAAUUAAGAAGGCAGUUGAUGAUUUUUACACAUCAGUUAUGCUACCUCAAGUUUCAAAAUUAUUGGACCCAUCAAGAUCUCCUUGGGAUGAAUGGAUUGAGAAGCUGGAUGCUCACACAAGCAUACCAAAUGAUCAGUUGGAUGAGGUCAGGAAGGCUUGGAAUUUGUUUAAAGAAAAAUUUGAAACUACAACUAGCACUCAUCCAUGAUAAAGUGAAGGAAAAAAGAAGGAAUGCAUUCAUACCUUUGUUCUGAUUGUCCUGCACUGUGCAAGUUUGAAGGGUAAACAGAAUUUGGAAUUUAUUCAGCCUACCUAGUCUACAAUGGACAAUCAUGCUUGCUCAAUACUUGGUAGUUAUGGAAGAAUUUGGCUUGAAAGAUGUGUUUUAAUUAUUAAUUAAUUGGCUUGAAUGGCCAGCAAACAUGAUUCCUCAAGAAUUCAACAAAUUCAACAUCCAAGCAGGAUAGUACAACUUCAGAGGCUGACAAAAUUUCACUAGUCAACAAUACCUCAGCUUCAGCUUCCACAAACAGCUACAAUAUUGAAUAAUAUUUCCAAAUUGGGUUAGAAUGUUAGAGAUGGGGGUAGGCUUCUGAGUUGCUACAUACAAUCAUUUACCCUCUGAAACUGAAACGGAUGUAUACUUUCCAUAUCACACUGUCAUUCUUACAUUAUGCUUAAAAUAUACCAUAGAUAUGUCAUAUUGUCAUUCUUAAAAUAUUUUAUUCUUAAAAUGUAUGCAUCUUGUUAGUACAUGUAGUACAAAUUAAUUCUUUUAAGU